AUGAGAUGGAAUCCUGUACCGAGCGAAGUUGCUAGUGCUGAGGUUGAUCAUUCUUGUGAUCCCUCCUCCUUCUCCAUUGGCUCAAUGGUCCAAAGGACUGGUCUCUCUGGAGCUAGCUCUUUCGGAGCCAAAGGAAAAGAAUUUAAGACUAGAAGAAGGCCAUACAAAACCAGAAGGAAACCUAAAGUCAGUGAUAACAUUGAUGUGGCUGCAAUAAUUGAACUGAAACAAGGAGCUGAGGUGGGCUCGGGAAGAAAAGAAAAUCAGAGGAAGUGA
This is a messenger RNA of Arabis nemorensis, 276 nucleotides long. NCBI's taxonomy places the organism in Eukaryota, Viridiplantae, Streptophyta, Magnoliopsida, Brassicales, Brassicaceae. The record is from the annotation of a GenBank genome assembly.